UCGAUUGAAGACAGACAACAAGGCUGAAUCGACUUCUUAAAGGUCCUGUUCUUUUGUAUUUUUCAACGAAUUUUCUUUAUUUCUCCCUCUCAAAAUGAGCUCUGUUACAGAGCCCUUCGCUGACAACCAUCACGAUGGAGUAGCAGCUGAUCAACUCGUUGAUGAAGAGCGUAAAAACUUCUUGUUAAUUCUUGCUGCAUUCCGGUUGUACAAAACAACAUCCAUGAUCAGUGUAGAUCAACGAGAGAUGUACAUGAACUCGCUGAGUAAGAAUCACCAAUAUUUGCUUUCGAAAUACAGAGAGAGCUUGCACAAAAUACGUGAUGCAAUUUUAACAAACUACCAAGUAAUUAAUGUGAUGGUAAAGACCAUUGACCAAUUGUUCCUGAAUGACAAUGAAUCAACAUAUCGUGAUAACAACGGCGAGUUCGGAGUAAAGGUAGGUCAGAACGAAAUUGAACGUGUUCAAGUCACACUAAAACAAAUUGCAAGAGAUUGGAGUGCAGAUGGCGAAAUGGAACGACAACAAUGUUACCAACCUAUAAUCGAUGAAGUUACAAGACUUUUCCCACCGAAUGACACAGAUGUCGAAAAUGUACGAAUUCUCGUUCCCGGCGCCGGUCUUGGGCGCCUCAUGUAUGAGCUUUCAUAUAUUGGAUACUUUUGUGAAGGCAAUGAAUUUUCGCUUUUUAUGCUGAUUGCAUCCAACUUUAUUUUAAAUAGAUGUUUAAUUGAAAACGAAUACAAAUUAUAUCCUUAUGUGCAUCAAUAUGUGAAUAAUUUGAAUCGAGGCGAUCAAACACGAGCAAUCACAUUUCCAGAUGUCAGUCCAACACAACGCCCGCCAAAGAAAGGAACAAUGAAUAUGGUUGCAGGAGACUUUUUAGAAAUCUAUAAGGAAGCAGACUAUUGGGACUGUGUCGCUACUUGCUUCUUUAUUGACUGCGCAAAUAACAUUGUCGAUUUUAUUGAGACUAUUUACAAUAUACUUAAACCAAAUGGCGUUUGGGUCAAUUUAGGACCUUUAUUAUAUCAUUACAGUGAUGUAAUGGGAGAACAUAGUAUUGAACCCACUUUUGAAGAUAUUUGUCAUAUUAUGAAGCAAGUUGGAUUUGUAAUUGAGAAAUGUGCAACUGGAGUUCGCACACUAUACAGUCAAAAUCCAAAGUCGAUGCACAAAAGCGAAUAUGAGAGUGUUUUCUUUACUUGUCGCAAAUCAGCUCAAAAAUCUGAAUGCAAUGGUAACAGCAAUAAACAAAUGAAUGGACACACAAAAUAACAAGAUUUCCAUUUAUCGAAAUCGGACCGCAACAUCCAACUUUUCGUGCAGAAGUUAUUUGGGAGACGAUAUUCUGUGUCAUCUGAUCCAGUUCAAACAUAUAAUUCGUCGCACUGAGAGGCGCCUAAAAUAAAGUAUUUUU
Messenger RNA from Culicoides brevitarsis, 1421 nucleotides. RefSeq names its product carnosine N-methyltransferase. The record is from RefSeq and is a predicted model, not a curated record. The transcript is spliced from 5 exons. The coding region runs from base 95 to 1279 and encodes 394 amino acids. Gene Ontology annotation, cellular component: cytosol; nucleus. Gene Ontology annotation, biological process: carnosine metabolic process. NCBI's taxonomy places the organism in Eukaryota, Metazoa, Arthropoda, Insecta, Diptera, Ceratopogonidae. Gene Ontology annotation, molecular function: carnosine N-methyltransferase activity.